Molecule: messenger RNA, 1686 nt
Organism: Colletotrichum truncatum
Lineage: Eukaryota; Fungi; Ascomycota; Sordariomycetes; Glomerellales; Glomerellaceae
Product: SpoU rRNA methylase
Biological process (GO): rRNA methylation
Cellular component (GO): mitochondrion
Molecular function (GO): RNA binding; rRNA (guanine) methyltransferase activity
Source: RefSeq, a predicted model, not a curated record
AUGAGUCUCCUUUUGAAGUGGAGCGCUAUUCGCCCAUACAAAACGCCUAAUAGAGCCUUGCAGCUCUAUCGAAACCCUGGGCAGCUACGCUAUGCGUCGCUUUCUGCUAUACACCGUGGCCUUCGACGCUCAGAGAGAGUCAACUCUCGGACCGACCGCGCAAAGAGGCCGGACUCUAAAUCUCGCAUGACCGAAUCGCGCGGAAGGAAUCGAACCCGAAAUGAUUUCGAAUCCAAGCCAGAUGCAUUUGCCGAUCGAUUUAAGGGCGCAAUUGGUGGACCUCGCGGUCGUGAGCGUCAUUUCAAGCCAAAGAAGGCACUUCAGAAAAUGCAAGAGCAAGAAGAAGAAGGUGGAAGGAAAUCACGGAGCAAGCGCUUUAACGAUCCCGAGUUCACUUUUGGAAAGAAGAGUCUGGUUUACCAGCUCAAUCGAGGGGAGUUGAAAGACAAGGUGUCAAGGCUACUAGACAAGGAUGGAACUGGUGAAAAACACCCUGCCUCGCCACGACCUGGCUCUGCCUGGAGGCAAAACUUUGGACGGGACUCAAUGAGGCCUAGAAGAGAAGAAGGACAAGAUUCUAUGAGAUCCAUGAGAGAUGGAGCUCGGAAGGAGCUCGAAGGAGGAGGCGCGGGACCUCGGAAACGGUCCUCCUAUCGGUCAGAAGAUGAUUCAUCCACAAAGAAGUCGACAGAAUUUCCCAUCUCCAUACAAUACACAACGGCGGCGUCACAGUUUCUGUUUGGUCGGUCAGUCGUAAAAGCAGCGUUGAGAAACUCUCGACGCAAGCUCUACAACUUGUAUAUCUACCAAGGUAGUAACAAGAAAGAUACCAAGGAUGACGAGUGGAUUGUAUCUCUGGCCCAAAAGAAAAAAGUCAAGAUCAACCGCAUAUACGAAGCGGAUCAGAGAUUGUUGGACAAAAUGAGCAAAGGUCGGCCGCACAACGGCAUUGUCCUUGAAGCAUCGCCUUUGCCCCAGCUGCCACUCACAAGUCUCGGUGCAGAAUCGAGCGAGUCCAACGGCUAUACUGUCUCCGUGGCACACCAGUCGAAGGAGGCAGCCGAUAUCAACGGUGCAGAGGGCUUUAUACCCUGUAAGCCAGGUUUGGCCCGCCCGCUCGUACUUCUUUUGAACGAGAUCUUGGAUCCUGGUAACUUGGGUGCCAUUCUCCGUACAGCUCGUUUCCUCGGCGUCUCAGCCGUUGCCAUUACUCAGCGAACGUCAUCCACAAUAACAUCUACAGUGCUCAAGGCGGCCGCGGGCGCUGCGGAGGAGCUCCGGCUCUUUACUGUUGAGGACCCUGUGUCGUUCUUGGACGCUUCUCAAAAAGCUGGAUGGGCCUCCUUUGCUGCCGUUGCGCCAACUUUUGGAUCCCGUGGUGAAACUCGUCAGUGGACACCGGAUGCGAUUGAAGACUCUAAGCCUCUCAACAAGGAACCUUGCAUCCUUGUGCUCGGAAAUGAAGGCAGCGGUCUUCCCCACGAGAUUAGAAGAAAAGCUACCCACGAAGUGACGAUCCCACGAAUGCUUACGACAAGCUCGGUAGACAGCUUGAAUGUGAGCGUGGCUGCGGCGCUACUCUGCAACUCUUUCUUUAGAGGUGUUAGGCAAAGGCAUCCUUUGACUCUUACAGAGAAGUUGCAGGUAGACGCCCGCAAAGCAGACGGCGGCGAGGGCCUGUUUUGA